AUGGGAGAUUUGGUGCAGGGAUUGGAGAUCCACCAAAAAAUAAUUGAAUGUGGAUUUUUGUCAGAUGUUAUCGUGGUGACUGCCUUGAUAGAUAUGUAUGCGAAAUUUGGAAGCAUACAAAAGGCAUCCAACUUGUUUGAUAAAAUGUCCCCACGAGAUGUAACAUCAUGGAAUGCGAUGAUUAUAGAAGUUGCAGUUGCAAAUGCGUUGGUAGACAUGUAUGCAAAAUGUGAAAGCAUACAUAAGGCACAUGAAUUGUUUAACAAUAUGUCUCAACGAGAUGUGGUCUCGUGGAAUUCAAUGAUUGUAGGAUAUGCACAAAAUGGACUUUUUGAUAGGGCUUUGGAUGCUUUUAAGGAAAUGCAAUUGGCAGGUAUAAAACCAGACUCAGUAACCUUCUCCUGCAUCCUUCCAGCUUGUGCACAACUUGUAGCUAUGGAAUUGGCCAUGGAGAUUCAUCAAGGAAUAGUCAAAAAUGGAUUUUUCUCAGAUAUUGUAGUUGGGACUUCCCUAAUAGACAUGUAUGCAAAAUGUGGAAGUUUACAGAAGGCUUGCACAUUAUUUCACAAAAUGCCUAAAAGAGACGUGGCCUCAUGGAAUGCAAUGAUUGUAGGGUAUGCACAAAAUGGCCUUCUCGAUAAAUCCUUAGAUUAUUUUAAGAAAAUGCGAAUGGCAGAUGAAAAGCCAGAAUCAUCUACUUUUGCCUGCAUACUUCCAGUUUGUGCCAAACUUGGAGCACUUGAGCAGGGUAUGGAGUUCCAUCAAAACAUAAUCAAAAGUGGUUUUUCGUCAGAUGUUGUAGUUGUGACUGCCUUGAUUGACAUGUAUGCAAAAUGUACGAGACUGCGGAAAGCCCGUGAGUUGUUUGACAAAAUGUAUCAUCCAGGCAUAGUCUCAUGGAACACAAUGAUUUCAGGAUAUGCAAUGCAUGGCUAUUGCAAGGAAGCCCUUGAACUAUUUGAACUUAUGAAGCAUUCCGGAACAAUUGCAGACCAUGUAAGCUUAAUCUGUGUUUUAUUUGCAUGCAGCCAUGCAGGUUUACUGGAUGAGGGAUGUAAAUCAUUCAUUCACAUGAGCAACUCGUCACAUAAGAAUAUGAGGCUAGGAGAAUUUGUGACAAGAGUCCUUCUUGAGUUGGAUCCUGGAAACGCUGCACAUUAUGUUCUUCUGUCCAACAUAUAUGCAGACGCUGGCAUGUGGGGUAAUGUUCAAAAGAAUGGUGUUCUUGACGAGGCGCUGAGGCUUCUCUAUAAAGUUCCAAAUCGAGAUGUGGCCUUAUGGACUGCUAUGAUUACAGCAUGUGUGCAAAAUGGUGCUCUUGACUUGGCUUUGAAGUUUUUCGAAGAAAUGCCUCAGCGGAAUGUGGUUUCAUGGACUGCAAUCAUUUCUGGAUAUGCACAAAACGGGCAUUCUGAAAAAGCAUUGGAGAUAUUUAACCAAAUGCAAUUGGCAGGCGUAGAGUCAACCUCGGCAACUUUUGCCAGCAUCCUCCCUGUUUGUGCCAAGAUGGGAGAUUUGGAAAAGGGUAUGGAAAACCACCAAAAAAUUAUUGAAUGCAACCUUUUGUCAGAUGAUGUUGUUUUGACUGGCCUGAUAGAUAUGUAUGCGAAAUGUCGAAGCAUGCAGAGGGCACUUUGUUUGUUUAAGAAAAUGUCUAAACCAGAUGCUGCCUCAUGGACUGCAAUCAUUGCUGGAUAUAUGCAAAAUGGAUUUGUUGAUAAAGCCCUAGAGUUUUUUAAGCAAAUGCAACUGGCAGGUGUAGAGCCGGACUCGUCAACAUUUGCAAGCAUCCUCCCAGCUUAUGCGAGCAUGGGAGAUUUGGAACAGGGUAAGAAAAUCCAUCAAAAACUAAUUGAAAGUGGAUUUUUAUCAGACACGGUAGUGACUGCACUGAUCGACAUGUAUGCAAAAUGUGGGAGUAUACAGAAAGCUAAUUAAUUGUUUGACAAGCUGCCUAAAUGAGACGUGAUCACCUCAAAUGCAAUGAUUGUAGGAUAUGUACAAAAUGGGCUUCUUGAUCAAGGCUUUGAGCUUUUUAAGAAAAUGCAAUUAGUGGGUGUAAAGCCAGACACAUCAACGUUUGCCAGCAUCCUCCCAACUUGUGCUAAACUUGGAGCUCUUGAGCAAGGUAUGGAAAUCCAUCAAAAAGGAUUUCUGUCAAACGUUGUAGUUGUGACAUCUCUGAUAGACAUGUAUGUAAAAUGUGGAUGCAUACAGAAUGGAUACAAAAUGUUUGACAAUAAGCCUCAACGUGAUGUGGCCUCGUGGAAUGCAAUGAUAGUUGGAUAUACACAGAAUGGACUUGCUGAUAAAACCUUGGAGAUGUUUAAGCAAAUGCAAUUCGUAGGUGUCAAGCCAGACACGUCAACCUUUGCCAGUAUUCUGCCCGCAUGUGCCAAGCUGGGAGGUUUGGAACAGGGGAUGGAGAUCCAUCAAAAAAUAAUCGAUAGUAGAUGUUUGUCUGAUAUCGUUGUGACUGCCUUGAUAGACAUGUAUGGAAAAUGUGGAAGUAUACAGAAGGCACGAGAAUUGUUUGACAAAAUGCAUCAUCCAGGCGCAGUCUCAUGGAAUGCAAUGAUCGCAGGAUAUACGCCCUCAAUCUCUUUGAACAGAUGAACUACUUUGGAACCAAACCUGACCCUGUAAGCUUCAUCUGUGUUUUAUUUGCAUGCAGCCAUGCCGGUCUAGUGGACGAUGGCUGUAAAUACUUCAAUGGCAUGAGUACAUUUUAUUCCAUCAUACCUAGAAUGGAUUAUUAUGUAUGUAUGUAUGGUUGACCUUCUUGGCCGUGCUGGCUAUCUCGUGGAAGCCUUCUACUUGGUCAUCAAAAUGCCAUUAAAACUUGACAGGGUUGUAUGGAUGUGUUUGCUUGGUGCUUGUAGAUCACAUAAGAAUAUUGGGCUAGGAGAAUUUGUGGCUAGACUCCUUUUUGAGUUGGAUACUAAAAAUGCUGCUCCUUAUGUUCUUCUCUCAAACAUCUUUGCAGAAGCAGACACGUGGGAUGAUGUUCAUAAGGUAAGGAAAUUAAUGAUAGAUAGAGGAAUUGAAAAGCUACCUGGAUGUAGUUGGAUUGAAGUCCAUACAAUGGUACAUGUUUUCUGUUUAGGUGACAAAUCACACCCACAAACACAGGAGAUCUAUACAAAGUUGGAUAAAUUGUUGUGGGAGAUAAAGGGAGCAGGGUAUGUUCCAGAUACAAGAUUUGUAUUGAAUUGCAAUUGCAUUUGGGUUGUUGAAAUCACCACCUGGAACUACUAUCAGAGUUGUCAAGAACCUUCGAGUAUGUGGGGAUUGCCACAUUGCGACUAAGUUCAUCUCCAAGGUUGCUGCAAGAGAAAUUCUUGUGAGGGAUGCAAACCGCUUCCAUCUUUUUAAGCACGGCCAAUGUUCCUGUGGAGAUUACUGGUGAUUAUGAGGAAACAAGAUACACACGCAGGCAUGCUGUAGAACGAGGUGCAUGGUUUCAAACUUGCAAUGGUAUUGAAGAGGUAGAUCAUGAUUCAUAGUACCGUCAAGGAAGUACCUCUACAACUUUGGACUGAUAAGCUGGACUAUAACGCAUAGGAAAGGGAAAUGCAAGAGAGGAAUACUUUAAGGGCCAGCAUGAAAUGUGAGGGAACUUACAAUCAACCCAAUGCUUGGAUUUGACAGAGAGAGCUUCACUUUAUUCUUGUUGGAUUAUUCUAUUAUCCUUUUCUUAUGUCAGGUCUGCUAUCUGGGCCUAAAUUAUGCGUGCCAAAUUAUAUAUGCAUGUCCACAUGUUUGCAUUGAUUUUGUGAAUUUUAUGGCCACGAUGCAAGCACAUUUUGCAAGCGUCAAGUUAGAUCUUAUCCUAGCCAGGUUAAUGGGUUAGGUUGUUCAAAUAUUGUUAUUGGAAAUUCUUUAGGGAGAGGAGUAACUUCUUGGACUUGCAAAGAUGCCAUAUAUAAUCUAAAUGCGAUUCCCCUCAAAAUCACAAUCUUGGAAUACGGUCCUGUAAAAAUCAUAACGAGCUUGUAAAUGUCAUUGUUAUACAUUUUUCACUUUCAGUUAUAAAUGCACAUUUAG
Molecule: messenger RNA, 4047 nt
Organism: Cryptomeria japonica (Japanese cedar)
Lineage: Eukaryota; Viridiplantae; Streptophyta; Pinopsida; Cupressales; Cupressaceae
Product: pentatricopeptide repeat-containing protein At3g02330, mitochondrial-like
Exons: 5
Coding region: 1-1938 (645 amino acids)
Biological process (GO): RNA modification
Molecular function (GO): protein binding; RNA binding
Source: RefSeq, a predicted model, not a curated record